This is a messenger RNA of Cylindrotheca closterium, 2460 nucleotides long. The record is from the annotation of a GenBank genome assembly. NCBI's taxonomy places the organism in Eukaryota, Bacillariophyta, Bacillariophyceae, Bacillariales, Bacillariaceae.
AUGCAGUCCACUCUUGCACCUCAUGUGGACAAGUUCCUGUAUAAUCCAGAGACUAGUAGUAGUGAUGGUACAAGCAGUGGUGAUGAAACACCCUUUGAUUGUGCCAUGACAAAAGAGCAGCCAAGAACAUCAUCAUCGUCAACUCCAAUCAAGGCGAAGACGCAGGAAGACAGCAACGAUAUCAAGAAGAUGGUGGAUUCGGAAUAUUCGUAUGAAGACGGUCCCUCAUUUGACUGUGACGGUCCUCCUCCGAACAUGGAAAACGGAAUCAAGGUUGAUUUCGGAUUGGCUAGCACUGCAUUCGGUGUUACUCCCAUCAAAUCGAACAAAACCGAUCAUGCUGAUCGGGAUGAUGCCACUGUAAUGACGGAACCAGUGACACCAUCUCCCUUCAAAACGCAAUCCUCAAGCAAAAAGUCUAUUUCCUCUUCCACGAGACGAAGAAGACAAUCGCGCAACGAAGACUCGCCUUUUGAUGAAAUGCCGUUUGAUGAAAGUCACGAGGCGUAUAUCGAUAGUCCUUAUCGUUUGGAUACCAUUGUUGCAGCGGCAAACAGGAAAACUGUUUCGGUCCUAGAUCGAAUGGAAAUGGAACCCGAUUUUCCAGAAUCGAGACUGCCACCGCGACCCGAGCGUCGACGACGAAAGGACGAUUUACAUGGUAGUAAUCACAGCGCAAGUACCUGUGAAGACGAUGCUGAUGCUGACAUAGAUUACGAAGCCGAUGUGGAACGUCCCCAAGGAAACAAGGACUUUGGUGAAUAUCCCUACAGCGACGAUGAUGAUACCAUCGGGACUGCGGCAUCGGAAAAUGUGAAUAGUGUGCCAACGGUACGACGACGAAAUAAUCGCAAGGCCAACAUGGUAUUGCCGACCAAGAAGAACAAGCCAAGCAAACCUGCAAUUGAAGAAUGGUGUCUCAACAAUGUAUUUGAUAAUAUUGCUACGGACGCUGCCUUGGAUGUUGCCGAUUGGUUUGCAGAUGGAUAUGUGGAAGGCAAGAAUAAUGUCAAGACCCUAGUCUAUGAUUGUCUUGUUCCAGUGAAGGAUGGGCGAGGGUAUGUUGAAGAUGGCGAAGAGAUGGUUCAGCUCCAGAGAUCCACCGAUUUGAAAUCAGAUCUCAGGGUGAAGCUAAAUGAGGCGAAAAAGAGUGCCAAGACUAUGGUCGAUGACUACGAUCUAAGACUGAAGCUAAAUGAGGUAAAGGAAAGUGCCAAGACCAUGGUUGAUGACUGUUUAGUUCCUGGGAAAGAAAACGCGCAUGGUGGACGAGGGUAUGCCGGCAGUCAUGGUGGCGAAGAGAUGGUUCAGCUUCUAAGAACCACAGACGAGAAAUCAGAUCGGGCAAAGAUGGGGGUACCAUUGACUGAGGAGCCGAAGAAGCCAAAGCGAGUUCCGAGAAAAUUGGCACAGAGGGGGAGAAAGUCAAGGAGGAGCAUGGAUGAUAUCCAGAACGAACAUGACGAAUCAUCGACAAACCACUCCGCAUUGCGUGCGAAGAAGGCAGGGAGCUUUCGAAAUAUGGCGCCCAGAAAGGAGAUAAAGGCAAGAAGGAGCAGAGAGCAUCUCGAUGAUGAUGAAUCCAACUACUCCUCAAUGCGAUCGAAGGGCGAGACCCACCAUCCAGCAAAAAAGGCUCCAACUGAAAAAUCCAAUCUUGCAACGCCCACCAUUCUUACACGAACCCGAAGCUUGUUGGAGGAUACCCCAACAAAGGUCCCGCUUCCUUUUAUUCAGCGUUCUGCUACCGUUGACGAUGAAGCAAUGUUCGCUGGAAAUUUGGAGAUGAGCCACAGUUUUGAUUCCACUUCAACGACAAAAACUGACAACUUUUCCGUACACCACGAGAACAAUGAAGCGGAGGACGACGAUAACGAACAUGUCAGCAGCUCGAUGAAGGACAUCACUGUUGCCAAGCAAUCGCCCCCCGACAAGCAAGGUGAAGUUCCAGCGGUAGAUGAUGAUGAUGACGAUGGCAGUGCUUUGGACCAAGCAGCAGAAAUGGCGGCUAUAGUGAGAACCAAGCCUCUAGUGCCAGUCUUAUCACAAGAGAAGCCACCCUCCGAAGAUCUUGUUUCGGAGUCGACAAAUGCUACGAAGCAAAAUGAUCACCCUCUUCGGCAAUUCAAAAUGCCAUUAGGCACUCAAAAAAUGACUAUGGCUCAGGCGAAGGAGGUGCUCAAAGCAGCAAAAUCCAGUGGUGGCAUCCAAUCUUAUCCAAUGUUCCUCGAGAUGGAACCAGAAUCAAAGUAUGCCGAUACACCGCCCAAAUCCAUUAAGGAAUGGCCGCCAUCAAAUAACAACCACAAGACACAGGCAUCCAAUCCUCCAAGUGAUAGUUCCGAGCCUUCAUCACGCACGAAGAAGUCGAGACCUGUGGAUCGAUUUGGCUACGCGGCGGCCCUAAAGGACAAAUCCAACAACCAAGAGACAGACAAAGCAGGAGAGACGUGGUGGUGA